AUGGUCUCAUCCAGCAGAAAUGAAACGUUGCUACUAAUGUGCCUCAUAUUGUCUGUAACGGGGUUUGUUUCGGCAUCAAUUUUCCAACAUAAGCGAGUAACCAUCACAAUGUAUAAUGAAGUAGAUGGAAGCAAAGAUCUUAAUAUUAGCUGUAAGUCAGGGGAUAACCAUCUUGCUCUCCUAACGAUCAAACCAAAUGGCACCUACGUGUUCAGCUUUAGACCAGACUUCUUUGAGACUACGCGAUUUACAUGCAAAUUUGCGUGGGACAAGAACAAUUUCCAGUUCCCCAUUUUUGUAUAUGACAGAGAUCAUCCAGUGUGCAAUAUAUGCUUUUGGAAGAUUUUUACCACUGGACCAUGUGAGCUUAAUUAUGACACCAGCAAGUAUGAUUUGUGCCAUACCUGGAACGAAACGUCCAGUACUGUGCAGAAAAAGCUUUUGGAAUAUCACCAUAUCUGGUGA
Alnus glutinosa is the source of this 465-nucleotide messenger RNA. Its product is annotated as S-protein homolog 29-like. NCBI's taxonomy places the organism in Eukaryota, Viridiplantae, Streptophyta, Magnoliopsida, Fagales, Betulaceae. The transcript has a single exon. Bases 1 to 465 code for a protein of 154 amino acids. The record is from RefSeq and is a predicted model, not a curated record.